Molecule: messenger RNA, 362 nt
Organism: Rhipicephalus sanguineus (brown dog tick)
Lineage: Eukaryota; Metazoa; Arthropoda; Arachnida; Ixodida; Ixodidae
Exons: 2
Coding region: 15-362 (115 amino acids)
Molecular function (GO): monocarboxylic acid transmembrane transporter activity
Source: RefSeq, a predicted model, not a curated record
UCCCGUGAAACGGAAUGGACCGCAGUUGGGGCGUAGCCCGGGCGGCCAGCCUCACUGCCUUUUUUACGGUUGUGAUGAUGAUGAACUCUGGAUUCUUCUACGUCUCCUUAAUGGAAGAAUUUGGUGUCAGAAGAGAAGCGGCCUCGUGGCCCAUGAGCGUGAUGUCUGUCGUGUCACACUCAUCAGGAUUACUGGUUUCGUGCUUGCAGCGGCACCUGUCUGUCUUCCAACUCGGCCUGAUUGGCAGCGUCUUCCUGUGGGCAGGCAUCCUGGGAGCCGUCUUCGCUCCCAACAUGGCCUGGAUGACCGUCACGCUGGGCGCAAUCCAUGGCGAGCUACGCUGCGUUAAAUUCCACAAAUAG